This is a messenger RNA of Malassezia japonica, 1596 nucleotides long. RefSeq names its product L-ascorbate oxidase. Bases 1 to 1596 code for a protein of 531 amino acids. The transcript has a single exon. Lineage: Eukaryota; Fungi; Basidiomycota; Malasseziomycetes; Malasseziales; Malasseziaceae. Gene Ontology annotation, molecular function: oxidoreductase activity; copper ion binding. The record is from RefSeq and is a predicted model, not a curated record.
AUGCGGGGUAGCCAGGUAAUGGACGGCGCCCCUGGUUUUACAUCGUGCUCGCUCAAGCCCGGCGACGAAUUUGUGUACCGCUUUACGCUGCAUCCCGAAGAUGUUGGGACACAUUGGUACCACUCGCACGUUGGAACAUCGCGUGCGGAUGGUCUCUGGGGCAUGUUUACUGUGCAUGCUCGCGGCAACGAGCAGGCGGAGCUGGAAGCUCGGGCAAAUGACACGUCGCAUGCUUUGCACUGGGAUGAAGAGGUGGCGGUCUCGCUUGGCGACCAUUUCCACCAGCAGGGCCCUGAAUUUCUAGCGUGGUACGUCUCUCGCUAUUCCCAAAAGGCGGAGCCUGUCCCUGCGAGUGGCCUCAUCAACGGCAAGCACCGCUUUAACUGCGAGCACAGUCGUCUGUCCAAUAUCCCAUGUCCUGCCGACAUUUUCGGCAAGGAGGAAGUGGGAGAAUACACCACUUUCACGCUGCAGCCUUCGCGCAGGUACCGCCUCCGUAUUGUGAAUGUCGGUGCGCUUGCCGACCAGACAUUUUCAGUGGACGGCCAUACACUGACGGUCAUUGAAGCGGACGGCUUGCUUGUGCAGCCCAUCACGGUCCACCGCUUGCCGAUUGCGCCAGGCCAGCGCUACUCGGUCUUGCUGAACCGCGUGAAUGACACAGACCGGGCAUGGAUGCGCUCGGAAAUGUCGCCCGAGUGCUUCCAGUACCCGAAUCCUGUGACAAAUUACGAGACGAAGGCCAUUGUGUCCUACGCCCCUUCGGACGAGACUGUGGGCGGAUGGCUUUCACCGCUUCGCCGCGCGACGUAUGGCCGCGAUGUUCUGGCCCGCUUUACUUCGACGGAGCGCCAGCGCCGCCAUGUACAGGCGCUGCUUCCCAACACGGUGGGGUGGGCUAGUGACGUGCAAGAUCCCGAGGUGCCAACGGAGCCCUGCCACGACCUGGAGCCCGGCACGCUCGUGCCGCUCAUCCCUGAUCCUGCUCCUGAACUGCGCCUCGAUCAAGGCGAUGUGCGCUCGACCGUCUAUGUCACUGUUCCUAUCCGUGAACGCUGGGGCAUUGCGCCAAUGGCGUAUAUGAACCACACGACGUGGCGCUCAGGCGGCGGUGCCGAAUACAAGCGCCCCUCUCUUCUCCAUCGCAUCUCUCACGCAAACUCGACGGAUGACAAAGAUUGGCGGAAGGAUGGCACCGUGGUCGAUGAGUACGAGCUCGUUGUUUCUCCCCACCCCAGCCGCCCUGUGGUGUUUGAAUUGGUGAUCAACAACCGUGACGACUCCCCUCAUCCUUUUCAUCUGCACGGCCACAAGUUCUGGGUAAUGGAAACCGGCGAAGUGGACCCCGAAUUUGGUGGAUUUGACGACUACCGCGACGUUGGCCAGACCUAUGAUUUACAACGUGCUAUGAAGCGUGACACCUUCAUCGUGCCUAUGAUGGGCCAUGCAGUCAUCCGCUGGGUCGCGGACAAUCCUGGUGUAUGGGCGUUCCACUGCCAUAUGCUUGUCCACCUUGCGAGCGGCAUGGCGAUGGCAAUUGCCGAGCAGCCGGCCCUUCUCCAAGCCACACCGCCUGUGCCCCCGACCUGUUCAUAG